CGCCAUAGAGAAAAAGCGGCUUUUUUUUUUUUUUAAUAGAAAGGUGUAUGUGGACCACAGGACUGGUCGUCUUGUAGUCCGCAUACAGGAGAUGUUAUUUUUAACAUCAUCGAAUGGCAUGCGAAAAGUUUUCUAAAUCGGAUUUCUCCAGUUCAAACCCUUCCAUAUAUCUUCUUUGGACAGUUUUGGUAUGAACGGUGGACCUACGCUGCUUUUGUAAUUCUUAUAUUAAUGAGUCACAGUUCUCUUGCUAUUGGAUAUGAUUUAAGAUUAAAGGCAUCAGUAUGGUUGAAAAUUCACCAGCCCCAUUGCCUGAAAGAGCUAUAUAUGGUUUUGUUCUUUACUUGGGCUCUCAAUUUGCCUUUAUUCUGUAUAUUGUGUGGUCCUACAUACCUGAAUCCUGGCUGUUCUCGUUGGGCUUAACAUACUGGCCUCAAAAAUUCUGGGCUACUGCAUUGCCUGUGUAUCUUUUAGUUGCUGUGGGAAUAGGCUAUGUACUCCUCUUUGGUAUUAACAUGAUCAGUACAGCUCCAUUGAAUUCUACAGACACUAUAACAGAUCACUAUGCAAAAAAUCAAAAGCAGAAAAUACCACAAGAAGAAGCAAUUCCUGCAUUAAGAGAUAUUCCUAUCAAUGAAGUAAACAAAAUGUUUUUUCAUAGUAGGAAAGAGAAUUAGUCUAGAGGCUCAUGUAAGAAAGUAUUUAAAAUUUGUUCUCAUGAAACACGAUAUAGAAAUAUUGAUAAUAGGGUGCCAAAACACUUGACUUCAGACAGCUUGGAUAGAUUAGCCAUAAAAUAAGACUGUAAUAGUUAAAUGGUGGAGCCUCUUAGGGCAUUGUAUUUCCACAACUUUUGAUUCAUUCAUCCUUAGUCCAGAUUGCUUUUUUCUUAUACAUUGCAGAUACAGUUUUUCAUUUGUUCUCUCCUAUAGCUGAUACUGUAUUCUAAAUUAUUUGAGGACGGUAGUUUCCACGUGAAGUUCUAUUGACAAAUCCUGCUAUGUAUUUUCUAUGUCAAUAUAGUAUAUUCACAUGACAGUGAAUUUAGUCACUUCUCAGUAGUGUUCUGUUUUGUAUAUUAGCUAGACUUUGUAUUAUUUAAGGAUACAUUCCAAGAACUGAUACAUAAAACUACCAAAUGUGGUGGCUGUUUCUUUUAACAAGGUACACCAUGUAAAAUUAAGAUCAUGUUUAUUAUAAAGCAGCUUAGAUAAGUGCAUAAUAGAAAAGUUAUGCUGGAUUAAGCCCAGAAUCAUUACCCUUAGAUGUUUAGAUGUGAUUUUUCUUCCAUGUGCAUAGAAAAAUUAGCUAAAGUAAGCAAAGUUCAGAUUUUUAAAGUUAUAGAUACUGAAUGUAUUCCAAUGUGAAAGUAAUACUAUAAAUAAUUCCAAUUGAAAUGCAGACCUCAGUCUUGAAUGUAAUUGCUUCAUAACUAGUCAUAUUUAUAUGCAUACAUAUUAAGAACCCUUUAACAAUUAAAGACAUUUUCUUUACUCGCUGUA
Notechis scutatus (mainland tiger snake) is the source of this 1502-nucleotide messenger RNA. Lineage: Eukaryota; Metazoa; Chordata; Lepidosauria; Squamata; Elapidae. The record is from RefSeq and is a predicted model, not a curated record.